AGUACCCAGUCCCAUCAUGUAGUAGAGAACAGCCCUAGCAAAAUAUCGGUUUCUUGUUCAUAUUGUUCUGACAACAAUCAUAAACUUGGCAAUUGUAAGAAAUUCGCAAAUGAAACACUAUCAGCUCGCCGUAACUUUGUCCAAACCAACAAUUUUUGUUUUAACUGCUUAGGCGCGAAUCAUUCGGUUAUGACUUGUCGUUUGCCUACUAGAUGUAGAAUCUGCAAUAAGAAGCAUCAUUCUUUAUUGCAUUCAACCAAUAACAACGUACCAUCCAACAAUGUUCAAACAACACAAUCAAUUAACCCAUCAAGAACCAAUCAUGUCGUUGCGACAACAGCAACAACAUCUGAUGACAUUGACCAGCAAACCAACAUUACCACUUGUUUCUCUAACAACAAGAGUCAAGUUCUUUUAGCAACCGCGUUGGUAAAAGCUGAAACAAACAAUGGAUCGUUCAUAACACUUAGGUCUUUAUUGGACCAGGGAUCACAGGCCUCGUUCGUGACGGAGUCUGCAGUCCAAUUACUUGGGCUGAAGAAAGUAGCAAGCAGAAGUGUUAUAACUGGGGUAGGGAGUGAUUGUAACUCAUCAGUCAACUCUAAACAUGUAGUUAAUAUCAAACUGCAAUCUAUCUACGAUCCGAACUUCACAAUUACGGUGAAAGCUCACGUUCUUACCAAACUUACCACAUUUCUUCCUGAACGACGGGUUGAUUUGAAACUUUGGUCACACAUGCCUGAAAUGAAGUUGGCUGAUCCAAAGUUUAAUGUUCCAAACAAAAUAGACUUGCUGUUAGGUGCAGAGGUGUAUUGUCAGAUAUUAUCUGAGGGACUAGUUAAGGGUCCAAUAGGGUGUCCUAUAGCUCAAAACACCAGACUCGGCUGGAUAUUAUCUGGUCAAGUAUCUGAAAGUAGUAAAACUGAACUAAGCUGUAGAAACGUCAUAACAACAUUACACACUCAAGUUGUUGAAGAAGAGUUUGAUCUUAAACGCUUUUGGGAAAUAGAAUCUGAUCAGUGUCUUCUCAAUAAACCUCACCACACACCUGAAGAACAAAAAUGCGAAGAAUUUUUCAAACAAACAACCACAAGAGACCCUUCUGGACGUUAUAUCGUAAAACUGCCAUUUAAAGAAGAAAAUCCGAACUGUAAAUCAGGCAACUCGCGAGAAAUAGCUGUAAGCAGAUUUUUAAUGCAAGAAAGACGAUUAGCAAAAUCACCAAAUCUCAAGGAUCUCUAUUCCGAUGUUAUUGCAGAGUAUCUGGAGCUGGGUCACAUGGAAAAAGUACCAAACGACGAGAUCGACAAAUCAGAAAGUGUGUACUUACCUCAUCACGCAGUAGUGAAGCUCAACAGAACAACAACCAAACUGAGAGUGGUUUUUGACGCUUCAUGUCGAGACAAGAACGGUGUAUCUCUCAACAGCGAAUUGUUGGUAGGCCCAAGGCUUCAAUCGGAUCUUCGUCAUUUGGCGAUGAGGUGGAGACUGCAUCCUAUUUGCUUGGUGGCUGAUAUAGUCAAAAUGUAUCGCCAAAUAAAAGUAGCUAACGAAGAUGUAGAUUAUCAACGAUUAGUCUGGCGAUCCAAGCCGCAAGAAGAUAUCGAACAUCUGCGAUUGUUGCGAGUCACCUUUGGCACUGCCUCAGCCCCAUAUCUUGCAGUCAGAGCACUGCAUCAAGUCGCGUAUGAUGAAGGUAAACAGUUUCCAUUGGCAGCUGAAAGAGUCCUAAAUGAUUUUUAUGUGGAUGAUCUACUUACUGGAUGUGACACAGUUCUGGAAGGAAAACAAAUAUUUCAACAAAUGAAUGAGUUACUAAGCAAAGGGGGAUUUGAACUUCAAAAAUGGUCAAGCAAUAAUGAAACACUGUUGAACGAAAUAAGCAAGGAUUCAGAAAAAACAACAAGCAAUUUGGAACUCAAAGUAGAUGAAAUUAUCAAAAUUCUUGGACUUACCUGGAAUAUGAUACACUUCCUCUCUGGAAAAGUGGACCUGCAUGGUUAAAAAACAUAACCAUAGAACACGACAGAACGGACAUAAAGGACACGAACUUAGAAGAGAAAGAAAAGAAAGCUUACCAUGUGACCAAGGAAAAUCGACAAAACAUCAUCUGAAGCGAGUGAUCGGCACAGCAACCCUUACCUAUGAAGAAAUAUCUACGUUGUUAUACCAAAUUGAAGCGUGUCUUAACUCAAGGCCGUUAACACAGAUCAGUACCAAUUCACAAGAUCCAACACCUCUCACACCAGGUCAUUUUAUCAUCGGUGAACCUUUAGUACUUGUGCCCGAUAACAAUUAUGAAACGUCAACAAUAUCAUCUUUGAAACGCUGGCAGCUAACCCAACAAAUGCUUAAGGUCUUUUGGCGUAGGUGGUCCAACGAAUAUUUAACUCAGUUUUUGCAGCGGUACAAAUGGGCAAAUACAACACCAGAGCCUAGAAUCGGGGAUGUAGUUUUAGUUAAAGAAGACGAUCUUCCUCCUGCGAAGUGGUUAAUGGGCAUAAUUACCGAAAAGCACAAAGGUUUGGACAACCUUACGAGAGUUGUUAGUAUAAAA
Ostrinia furnacalis (Asian corn borer) is the source of this 2557-nucleotide messenger RNA. RefSeq lists its product as uncharacterized. Lineage: Eukaryota; Metazoa; Arthropoda; Insecta; Lepidoptera; Crambidae. The transcript is spliced from 2 exons. Bases 190 to 2004 code for a protein of 604 amino acids. The record is from RefSeq and is a predicted model, not a curated record.